GGCGGCAUAUUUGCCGCUCUCUCUUUCUAUUAAUCUGUCAUUUGGCCCUGAGCUGAAACACUCAAUAGUUUUUUUAAAAACAAAGGUAUACGCAGAUCAAAAUUCAGAGUAAAAGAUCGACGAUGAGCAGCUUUUGCUCGGCGAUGGCAAUGACGGUGACGGUCGUCUUCUUCUUCUUGUUCCUUCAGCAAACUCCAUUAAUGGCGGAGGCGGCGAAACUUGAAGAAGAUCAUUUCAUCAUUAAGAAUAAGCCAACGCUGUACGAGUUUUCAAGCAGAGAUGAGAUGGUGCAUUUGGCCGGAUACGGCGAAGAGAAGCUCUCGACCGUUCUCGUCACCGGAACUGUUCUUUGUGAAGCUUGCCACGGCCGCCGCCGCCGCGAUCCACAACCUCAACUUCGUUCAUGGCCUAUAUCAGGGGCUUUGGUGUCUGUUAAAUGUGAAACUCCUUGUAAGACCAAAUCAAGUACAACACGAGCUACAACCGAUGAAUACGGAGAUUUCAUGAUCGAUCUUCCGUCCCACCUCCACGGAGUUGCCGAUUUGCAAAAGAUAUGCACCGUUAAAGUCAUCGGAAUACCGAAAGAGUCGAUGUGCCGACCAGUGUUCGUGAAGAAACACGAGCACCUAAGACUUUCAUCGGUCGGGAACGGGAUUCGUACCUACACGGCCGGAAGGAUUCGGUUCCAAGACAUCAUGUCUAAACCUUUAAAAUCAUGCAUCACAAGGGCUACCAAUACCAAUAAACAAAUAGCGUCUUGACUGGGAUAUGACGUGUGUAUGUGUGGAUGUAUAUGGCAAUUUUAUGGGCUCAUUUAGAUGGCGCUUCAGUCACAUUAUUGAGUUUACAAGCUGCAUUUAAUCAUCUCCCUCCAUUACAUAUGUAACAAUAUAUAUACAUAUAUAUAUUGCCAUGUAUAUAACAAUGUUUUGUAUUGUAUCUUGCUUUUGAGCCAAGAGAACCAAAUACACUUGCAUGUUUUAAACUA
Molecule: messenger RNA, 988 nt
Organism: Gossypium arboreum
Lineage: Eukaryota; Viridiplantae; Streptophyta; Magnoliopsida; Malvales; Malvaceae
Exons: 2
Coding region: 123-761 (212 amino acids)
Source: RefSeq, a predicted model, not a curated record